AUGACGUCUGAAUCAUCUAAUAGCUCUUCCACUUCUCAACAUCCAGAUGAGAACAAACAAAAUCAACUUCCAGACUCUGAUUCAAACAAGUCAUCAAUUGACUUUGUGAAUCUAUCGAAAGAUGAUUUGGAUCGUGGGUCUAAAGUGCAAGAGCACAACUUUUUUAGCCCUGACCAAGUUGGUUCUUCAUCUUCUGCAAAGUUUUAUUCAUGCUCUUACUGCAAGGGCCAAUAUUCUUCUUUACAAGCAUUAGGUGGGCAUCAAAAUGCUCACAAAGCAGAACGUGCGUUACACAUGCAACAUAUUAAACAAAGGUAUGAAGGUGGUGCUUUUAAUUUAGGGCAACCUCGUUUUAACCCUUAUUUAAAUUAUCCUAUUACUCCCUUUCCAACUUAUAACUACUAUAGGCCACUUGGAAUUAGAAUGGAGUCAAUGAUUCAAAAAUCACCCUAUUUUGGCCCUAGGGUUGGUUAUGGUACUUUGAGUUUGCAUGAUAUAUUAAAUCCUUCUCUUGUAAGCUUCAAAAAUAAUAUGCUGGGUAUUAAUAGUGGGGUUGCAAGUCUAGGCAUUGGUGGUGGUGCAACUACUUCAAGAACUGAAGAUGAAGUUGGUUAUACAAAUAAUGGAAAUGGUGCAAUUCUAAAAAUUGGAGAAUCUUCUGCAAAUAAUUUGGCUCCUAUUGAAGAAGAAUCAUCUGAUUCCGAAUCUUCUGGGCUUGAUCUGUCGCUUAAACUUUAAAUUCAGUUUUUGUGUUUGUUUUUUAAUG
Molecule: messenger RNA, 766 nt
Organism: Trifolium pratense (red clover)
Lineage: Eukaryota; Viridiplantae; Streptophyta; Magnoliopsida; Fabales; Fabaceae
Product: zinc finger protein 3-like
Exons: 1
Coding region: 1-738 (245 amino acids)
Biological process (GO): negative regulation of abscisic acid-activated signaling pathway
Source: RefSeq, a predicted model, not a curated record